Molecule: messenger RNA, 411 nt
Organism: Echinostoma caproni
Lineage: Eukaryota; Metazoa; Platyhelminthes; Trematoda; Plagiorchiida; Echinostomatidae
Source: the annotation of a GenBank genome assembly
AUGCUCAGUGACGACGCACUUAGACGUAAGGCGAAAGAGGAGUUGCACGAAAACCCGGAACACAUCGAAGCCCACUUGGAAAGUUUUCGCCGGUGGAUUCAAGCAUUACCACAUAUCACAUUUCCUGAUGAUCGUCGAAUUUUACUGGCAUUUCUGAGACAGGCCAAAUAUAUUCAUUCCAAGGCGCAAAUUCGCCUGGAUAAUUUCUGUACCAUUCGGUGUUCGCCCACGUUAGGCGUACCUAGUUGGUUCGAGUACCCUUCUUUGGAUGAUCCGGACUUGAAAAAGUAUUUGGACGCAUGUCCCAUUGUCGAACUUGGGCGAACAGAUGAAGGAGUGCGCAUGGUCCUUGCUCACAAACGUAAGUUGUCAUACUUCAAUUCACAACUUUACUUGACUACGGCUAAUUAA